AUGGCAACAUUAGGAAAGUGUAAAAAGUGUGGAGUUAGAGUCUAUGAUUUGGAAGGUGUCACAGCCGCCAAAGCCUGUUGGCAUAAGAUGUGUUUCAAAUGUGAAACAUGUAACUGGCAAUUGACUUUGACCAACUACAAAUGUAUUAAUGAUAAAGUAUACUGUAAGAACCAUUAUCCAGUUACUGGUUUUGGAACUGAUCACAUUAUUGGAACACAAUCAACUGAUUCCCUUGGUCUUGCCAAUCCAAUCAAUGCACCAAAGUUAGAUACUGUUAAUCAACAAGUUAGAGGUGACUCUGGUAAGACUCAAGUCGGUUUGGACAGCAUGCACAUCUCCAAGCCAGUCAAUGCACCAAAGUUGGACACUGUCAACGAUCAAGUCAGAGGUGAUGGUGGUAAGACUCAAGUUGGAUUGGACAGCAUUCACAUCGCCAAACCAGUAAGUGCACCAAAGUUGGACACUGUCAAUGACCAAGUUAGAGGUGACGGUGGUAAGACUCAAGUCGGUUUGGACAGUAUUCACAUCGCCAAGCCAUUGGAUGCACCAAAGCUUGAUGGAGUCAUGCAUCAAGUUAGAUAA
Heterostelium album PN500 is the source of this 582-nucleotide messenger RNA. It is a transcript of the gene limD1, whose product is annotated as LIM domain-containing protein. Bases 1 to 582 code for a protein of 193 amino acids. Gene Ontology annotation, molecular function: actin filament binding. Gene Ontology annotation, biological process: actin filament bundle assembly. The transcript has 4 exons. Gene Ontology annotation, cellular component: actin cytoskeleton; plasma membrane. The record is from RefSeq and is a predicted model, not a curated record. Lineage: Eukaryota; Evosea; Eumycetozoa; Acytosteliales; Acytosteliaceae.